CUGAUCGGUAUCAUAAUGUUUGCCAAACUCACAUGUAGCCCGCCUCUAGGACAGACAACAGUUGUUGCUUCUGAAAAAUCUUUGGUCAAUUUUACAGUUCUCCUGGAGACUUCAUCCAGGAAAGACUGGCAGGUUGCGCUAUGGUCUAAUCACCAAAAUCGUGAGAAGUGGUCCAGUGCAAGUCUACAAUCUGUCGACGAAGGUCCGUCAUUGAUGGCAAUCAGAGGAAAGACAGACGAUGAUUGUGUUCGGCAAUGGUUCUCACUCGAAUUACGGGGCGCCCCCAAGCAUGGAGGUCCCGUGUCAUUUACCAUCACAUUCCGAGAAUCCGAUGCUGAUCCGUGGAAGUGGGCAAAUGAGCAAUUUUCCACUGCAGAUGGCCAUAUUAUCUAUCAAUCGCCCAGCAGACUAGAAGAUGAUAUCCACCACUAUAUUGAUGGAUUACCGUCCGAGCUCCAGACACAAAAGGAAAGCAGUGAAACUCCAGAUACUCUGCUUUGGUCAAUCACCGGGCCCGCCAAUGCAGCAUCAGGUAAAUCUUCAGGACAUACCAAAGUUGCAUUGGGCAAACCCACCAACUUUGCGAGGUGGUUUGCUGUCAUCAGGCUAUGGUCACCGUGGAUUGCUCCUCGGCAGGGCAAAAGCACAUUCGCGCCAGACAAAGAAGGAAUACUCGCUGCAUUUGAACGUGAAGACGGGUCCCACCUAGUUGUACUCGCCAUAAGCGGGGUGGACGACGUUCUCACUACCCUCCAUCAUGACGGAGCUGGUAAUGUUGUUGUAGACUCACGUAACGACAGUGAACAGGAAGGGAUCACCAGACUAGUUGUGUCUGUAGGAAAGAGCCUGGAAUCAGCCAUGGCAGCAACUUUGUACUACGCUCGAAGACUUGUACUCAGAUACGAAGAUGCCUCCGGGCAACUUGCCACCGAAGAGAAGGCCCUGAUGAAAGACUUCCAACCCGAAUGGCUUCAGAACUGGUACGAUGGCUUAGCAUACUGCACCUGGAACGGAUUGGGGCAAAACCUCCACGAGGACAAAAUAUUCGAAGCGCUCGAUUCACUGCAGAAAAACGAAAUCAACAUCUCGAAUUUGAUCAUAGACGACAACUGGCAAUCUCUCUCCAAAGAAGGUGGAGAUCAGUUUGAGAACGCAUGGAUGGAAUUCGAGGCGACGAAGACCGGUUUUCCCCGAGGUCUGAAGGCUGCCGUCAACGACAUCCGAAGCAAACACAAGAACAUCAAGCACAUAGCUGUCUGGCACGCGCUGUUUGGCUAUUGGGGCGGCAUCUCACCCACGGGGAAGAUCGCAAAAGAAUACAAAACUGUUGAGGUUCGUAAAAGAGAUGGUGUAUCGGGAGGUAUGAUGCUGGCAGUUGCUAAGGAGGACGUUGACCGUUUUUAUCGUGAUUUCUACCAAUUUCUGAGCUCCGCAGGCAUCGACUCAAUCAAAACGGACGCACAGUUCUUCGUUGACGAACUCGACAGCGCUGACGAUCGCCGGGAUCUCAUUAAAGCCUACCAAGACGCAUGGAGCAUUAGCCAACUUCGCCACUUCAGCGGUAAAGCUAUUUCAUGCAUGAGCCAAGUGCCCCAGAUCAUUUUCCACUCCCAGCUUCCAUCGAACAAGCCAAGGAUCCUUCUUCGAAACUCUGAUGACUUUUUCCCUGAGGUUCCAGCAUCUCACCCCUGGCACAUAUUCUGCAACGCCCAUAACUCUGUCUUUACUCAGUUUCUCAACAUUCUUCCUGAUUGGGAUAUGUUUCAAACCUCCCACGAAUGGGCUUCAUUUCAUGCGGCAGCUCGUUGUGUAUCUGGAGGUCCAAUAUACAUCACGGAUGUCCCUGGUCAGCACAACGUCGAUCUCAUCCACCAAAUGACGGGAAACACACCACGGGGAGACACCGUCAUCCUUCGGUCUCACACCGUUGGCAAAAGUACAUGUGCCUACAACUCAUAUGACGAUGCUGCGCUUCUUAAGGUCAGCACAUACGUAGGUUCAGCCCGUUCUGGGGUGAGCAUUGUAGGCGUUUUCAACUGCACCCAACAUCCCAUCGCAGAGCUCAUUGGCAUCAAUCAGUUCCCCGGGACAGAACAUGGUACUUAUAUCAUCAGAAACCAUACUACAGGCCAGGUCUCUGUUCCGACUAGCUCCGACAGUAACGAUACCUUUGUUCACAUAGAACUUGCUCAUCGUGGUUGGGAGAUAUUGUCUGCAUUCCCACUACAAACAUUCACGUUGGAGCACAGACAUGAGGCCCAAGGGCCAGCAGACGUCUCGGUUGCAAUUCUAGGUGUGUUGGGCAAGAUGGCUGGCGCAGCUGCAAUCGUCAACAGCGACAGCUACGUUGACCGCGAGACCGGUAGGCUUCGCGUCUGGACGUCAUUAAAGGUUCUGGGCACCUACGGCUUGUACAUUUCCAAUCUCAAGGAACGCUCAGUCGAGAAAGACUUUAUGGCUGUGUUGUUCGGACGACCGAUCCCAGCACAUUGCGUAAAAGUAAGUGACGAGUCAGAGAAUGUCCUUGAAAUCGACACGGCAAGGGCGUGGAAAGAGACCGACUCCCAGGCUGGCUGGAGCAAUGAAGUCGCAGUGGAAGUAGUUAUUCGGUAG
This is a messenger RNA of Periconia digitata, 2613 nucleotides long. Lineage: Eukaryota; Fungi; Ascomycota; Dothideomycetes; Pleosporales; Periconiaceae. The record is from the annotation of a GenBank genome assembly.